Messenger RNA from Argiope bruennichi, 1525 nucleotides. RefSeq names its product estradiol 17-beta-dehydrogenase 11-like. NCBI's taxonomy places the organism in Eukaryota, Metazoa, Arthropoda, Arachnida, Araneae, Araneidae. Gene Ontology annotation, molecular function: oxidoreductase activity, acting on the CH-OH group of donors, NAD or NADP as acceptor. The coding region runs from base 116 to 1069 and encodes 317 amino acids. Gene Ontology annotation, cellular component: lipid droplet. The record is from RefSeq and is a predicted model, not a curated record. The transcript has 7 exons.
CUUCCUUUUGUGUCUGGAUGUCAAAAAGUUACAUCUUUUAAUUUAACGUGCAUUUUACAAAUGUUCCUGAUUGGGUGGUAAGUGUCUUAAGAUGCUAAAUUUCUAAAUAAUCGCCAUGUCUCUGACGGAUAGUCUGAAGGAUAUAUGGGAGCUUUCUCUGGAGACCUUGCUGUUUGUGUCCAAAGUGGUUUAUAUUGUGGUUAGAGAAACUGUUCUUAAUAUACUCCCAAAGAAAAAGAAGGAUCUUUCAAGGGAGGUGGUUUUGAUUACGGGUAGCGCCCAAGGCAUUGGCAGACAGUUGGCCAUCGAGAUAGCCCAAUUAGGAGCGAAAGUGGUCUUGUGGGACGUUAAUGAGAAUAAACUGAAAGAAACAGCAGAAGAGAUUUCCCAAUCCGGCGGAAGUGUAUUCUGGUUUGUUUGUGAUGUCACAUCGGAAAAUGAAGUGAAUACCAAAGCCCGUCUCGUGGAACAAAAGGUCGGGGAAGUGACCAUCCUCAUCAACAAUGCAGGAAUCAUGCAGAACCUUCCCAUGAUGGAACUGAGCAGCGCAGGCAUAAGGAAGACCAUCGAGGUUAAUCUCUUGUCUCACUUCUGGACAAUACGAGCCUUCCUACCCAAUAUGGAAAAGAAUAAUCACGGCCAUAUUGUAGGCAUCUCUUCAUGUGCUGGAUUAGUUGGACAUGUUAACCAAAUUGAUUAUUCAGCGUCAAAGCACGGAGUUGUUGGCCUGAUGGAAGCACUUUCAGAAGAACUAAGGCUUAAGGAGAGCAACAUUAAAACCACCACCAUCUGUCCAUUAACAGUCAACACAGGAAUGAACCAAAAUCCAAUCACCAAGUGUUCUUGGAUGAUGCCAAUCGUCAGUGUGGAUGACGCAGCGAGGCAGAUGGUCACAGCUAUAAGGAGAGAAGAUUUCAUCGUGACUCUUCCCAGGCGAAUAAUCUUCAACUUAUGCUUUGCCAGACUUCUACCUCAUCAGGUUUUGUCCGAGUUUCUCGACUUCACGGAUUAUUGUAGAGUCAAAAAUUCUGAUUUGAAAAGAGUUUUUCCUGAUCAGAACGGAAAAUGACCGCAAAAGGAAAUAUUGGUCACCUUCAAGGUCUAUGAAUCAUGCAUUUGAACAAAUCGGGAAGCAAUGCACUCAAUGAAGUCACCCAAAGAAAGUUUCCAAGAAUAAUUGCAAGCUCUGUGACAAUCAGAACUAUGUCUUGCAAUUCUUUUGUUAAAAAGAAAUAACGCUUCUAUAACUUGAAGAAGAAAGAGGAAGUAAAAAUUUUUCCCACCCAAUUAUUUUUAAGUGGAACAUAUCAACGAGUUUGUUUAGAUUACUGAACUUAAGUUUUCCUUAUUGCUACAUGAAGUGACUUGUGUUGUAUUAUUUUACUUCUGAAUUAGUUACUAUAAAUCUGAACACUGUGAUAUAUGAAGAAAAUAUAUUUUAAUGCAAUAUUAUAUGUUAUAUCAAAAUGUUUUUUUUAAAGUUUUUACUAUGAUAGUUAUAUGUAAAUAAAAUUUUAUUUCAAUA